AUGCCGCCUCCCACUUCCGUUGACUCAUGGCUCACAGCUCGUCGGUUUGGCAUAGUCAUUGACGCGGGCUCGUCAGGCUCAAGGCUCCAGAUCUACAGCUGGAAGGACCCCCGGGUUGCCAGUUCAGAAAAUGCACCCAGGUCACUGCCGAGGGUGGAAAAGGGAACGAGAGAGGGGGAAGAGUGGUCUAAGAAGGUCGAACCUGGCAUAUCAUCCUUCGGGGAGAAUCCGCACGAUAUUCGAACAUAUCUCGCCCCGCUGCUAGACCACGCUCGCAGUCACAUUCCUCCUUCCCUGGAGUCCGACACACCUCUGUUCCUUCUUGCUACCGCGGGUAUGCGCUUGCUCUCUCCAGCACAGCAAAGCGCGGUUCUCGAGGCAACAUGCCGGUACUUCAGGGAUCAUUCAAAUUUCCGACUGGACGACCCUUCGUCUGCUGGGCCUUGCGGGUCAAGCGUGCGCAUAAUCUCGGGUGAGGAAGAAGGCCUGUUUGGCUGGAUUGCGGUCAACUAUCUCAUGGACGGAUUCGCCGGUUCUGGAGAGGACCGUCUCACCUACGGCUUCCUAGACAUGGGUGGUGCCUCCACUCAAAUAGCUUUCGAGCCUGGCAUGGAAGAGCGGCGGAAGGCACAAAAUCUCGUGGGCGUCAGGCUGCGUCUGCUUGACGGCCAUGAGGUACACCAUGAAGUGUUUGUAACGACGUGGUUGGGCUACGGUACAAAUCAAGCGCGCGAACGAUACGUAGGCUCAGCCAUCAACGACUACGAAUCCCAUCGUGCACCUUCUUCCCCUUCCUCCGAGGAGCUUGUCCCAGACCCAUGUCUCCCGAAGGACCUUAGACUUGUUGAAGCACCUGUACAACCCGACUCCGCCAGUCACCACGCAAAGUCACCUCAUACGCUUUUAGGCACAGGCUCUUUUGAGCAAUGCUUGCAGAAGACCUUGCCAUUGCUGAACAAAGAUGCUCCAUGUCCUGACGCGCAUUGUCUGUUCAACGGCGUAUAUGUGCCUCCUAUAGACUUUUCCGCCUCACAUUUCAUUGGCGUUUCUGAGUACUGGUACUCAUCUGAACACGUGUUUGGCCUGGGUGGGUCAUAUGAUGUCGUUCAAUACGAGCGUGCUGCCUCGGAGUUCUGCUCGAGAGAGUGGUCAAAUAUCCUCAGGCAGCACGAACUGUCUCGCCAGCAAGGGCGUCUCGGCGGAGACGAGAUUACAGUCGGCGGUGAAGAGGCAGGUAACGUGUGGGACGAUAAUGUGGGGAUAUCACGGCUGCAAAUGCAAUGUUUCAAGGCGGCUUGGGUUGUCAACGUUCUGCACGAAGGUAUUGGGAUGCCUCGCAUUGUUGACCCUGGCGGCAACAGCACUGUAGACGGUGACAAGGUCGCGCAACAAGCAGAGAACAAGGGUCUUGGUCGGCCCAUGUUCCAGUCCAUGGACAGCGUUGGUGACAUUGCGAUCAGCUGGACGCUAGGCAAGAUGGUGCUGGAAGCAAGCAAAGACGUCCCGCCUCUAUCUUCCACAGACCGGCCACUUUCAGAUCCGCUGGACAGAGUGCCAGACAAUUCUGCCCCUCCAGGAGGCCCUGCACGACCACCAUUGCUCGAUUUUGAAGCCAUAGAGGAUCGCAUAGCAGACCAUCUGCCUUCAUCCUUCACCCGACAGUCGCUGGGCUUCUCUCCUGUUGCAUUCCUAUUCUACGGUGUCAUCGCCCUCAUUUUGUCAGCGGCGACGUACCGCCUAAGAUAUCGCAUCAGGAGUACAUUGCGACGAUCAUACAAAAAGGAGCGCGCAUUCACGAAGGAGAGCUAUUCAAUGGAGGAGGGUCAGGCACUGAACGGCGGCGCCCACUCACCAUCUCCUUGGCGCAGCACACCCUCACGCCUAUCGCUAUCGAUCUUCCACCCGUUCAAAAAGCUCUUGUCAUUUACGGUCCGAACACCGUCCAUUACUGUCAAAACCUAUGAUUCGUCAACUCGGAAUAGUCCCCAUUCUCCUGUCCGUGUACAACCCCUCCAUUCUUUCACAUUCCCUGGUCCGAAGCCGCAGUACACGCCCCAACUAUCCCCGUUGGAUCCUGUUAAUGGCGCGGGAACAGCGUUUGUCGUGCCUGGAUCUCCUCGCCUGUCCGACGGGAACAUGGUGUCUAACGGCAGCCUCUCU
Laetiporus sulphureus 93-53 is the source of this 2160-nucleotide messenger RNA. RefSeq lists its product as uncharacterized. The transcript is spliced from 2 exons. The record is from RefSeq and is a predicted model, not a curated record. Lineage: Eukaryota; Fungi; Basidiomycota; Agaricomycetes; Polyporales; Laetiporaceae. Gene Ontology annotation, molecular function: nucleoside diphosphate phosphatase activity. Gene Ontology annotation, biological process: nucleoside diphosphate catabolic process. The annotation marks the transcript as partial. Gene Ontology annotation, cellular component: membrane.